CUUUCUCGGCCUUUUGGCUAAGAUCAAGUGUAGUAUCUGUUCUUAUCAGUUUAAUAUCUGAUAUGUGGGCCAUGUGCCCACAACGAUAUUAAAUUUAUUUUUUGUGGGGGAGAGCCCGCCACGGUAGCUUGCUGCCGGGGCUCUUGUGUGUCGCCCAGGCGUUGCACUGCUGCCUGGGCCUGGCGCACCCCAACCAAGUCUGAAAUCGCGAAGGAACAGAUAACUAGUUGUCGAUUUCUUGUCUCGGACAGGCGUGAUGCGGACCGCAUCGACCCCAGGCAUCAGUGAUCUGCACAGCCUGCAGCACCACUAUCAUGCUGUUUUGCUGACGGGGAAAGCUAUUCAAUUCGUUUUAGAUAAAUCCCACACACCCAGCGCCUGGGAAGAGCUGGAGCGAGAGGACAUAAGUAGUCAACAGGCAGAGAAAGGUGAGGGGAGGUAUGGCAAUGGCAGCGGAGGAAGAGGGGAGGAAAGGCAUCCCGUCUCUCCUCUCCUCCCGGGAGGAGAACAUCGCCUCCAACGUCACCGAGCUCAUAGGUUGGACGCCACUUGUAGAAAUGAAGAACAUUGCUAAGAAAGACGGCGUCAAAGCUAGGCUGGUUGGGAAGAUGGAAGCAUACCAACCCCUUUGCUCGGUUAAGGACAGGAGUGCUCUCCGAAUGAUUGAAGAUGCAGAGGAGAAGGGCUUGAUCUCUCCUGGUGUUACGACACUGAUCGAGCCAACGAGCGGCAAUAUGGGCAUUGGAUUGGUGUUCAUCGCUGUUCAGAAAGGCUACAGGCUUAUCGCUGUCAUGCCCGCAAAAUAUUCACUUGACAAGCAGAUGCUAUUGAGAUUUUUGGGUGCUGAACUGAUAUUAACAGAUCCUGCAACUGGGUUUAAGGGAAUGAUUGGCAAGGUGGAGGAGCUGAUGAAGACUAUACCAAAUUCUCACUGUCUUAAUCAAGUAACCAAUCCAGCAAAUCCAGAUGCGCACUUCAAAUGGACCGGACCUGAGAUAUGGAAGGACACAGCAGGCAAAGUUGAUACGUUUGUCGCCGCUGUUGGUACAGGAGGCACAUUGACAGGUGUAGGUAGGUACCUGAAGAUGAAGAAUCCAUCCAUAAAGAUAGUGUGCGUGGAACCUUCAGAAAGCGCUGUAAUUUCAGGUGGUUCACCAGGGUCACACAAGAUUCAGGGUACAGGGGCAGGUUUCAUACCCGAGGUCCUGGACACAUCGGUCAUCGAUGAGGUCGUGACGGUAAGCACUGAGGAAGCUAUGACAAUGGCUAGGAGGCUGGCCAAGGAGGAGGGACUGCUGGUUGGCAUAUCCUCCGGAGCAAACGUAGCUGCCUGUAUCAAGAUUGCAGAGAGAGAAGGGAACGAGAGGAAGAUGAUUGUUACCAUAUUCCCCAGCGCCGGUGAGAGAUACAUGAACUCUGAUCUCUUUGCACUUGUUAGGGAGGAAUGUGACAACAUGAGCUUUUGAUGCAUUGGGCAGCUCUCAUUUGCAUGUAACAGUUCCCAGCAAAUGUGCUAUUUUUCCUUUGUAAUAAGUGUCAGCCCAAGGUCUCUUCUUUCUCUUGGUGCUAAGCAGAGCUUGCCUUGUUGACCGAAAGAGAUGGUAUGCCAAUAAAAACUUGCUAUC
Messenger RNA from Lolium perenne, 1625 nucleotides. Its product is annotated as cysteine synthase, chloroplastic/chromoplastic. NCBI's taxonomy places the organism in Eukaryota, Viridiplantae, Streptophyta, Magnoliopsida, Poales, Poaceae. Gene Ontology annotation, molecular function: cysteine synthase activity. The record is from RefSeq and is a predicted model, not a curated record.